UCGCCCUAUCUCGCCCCCUUCGGUUGGAGCCUUCUCGGGAGCUUCCCCAGCGCCGCUGGCUGAGCUUUGUUACGGGGUGGGGCUGGCCCCCGGGGUUCACGCUCGGGGCGGGGCUGUAAGAUUUAGGAAACCACCAUGUCUGCUUCUGCCACUACAGAGGAGAAUGUUUGCAAUCAUGUGAAAGUGGUGGUUCGUGUCCGUCCAGAAAAUGAAAAAGAGAAAGAUGGCAAGUUUAGCAAAGUGGUCCAUGUUGUAGACCAGCAUAUAUUGGUCUUUGAUCCAAAAGAAGAAGAAUUCAGCUUCUUUCAUGGGAAGAAAAUACUUCAUAGAGAUAUUAACAAGAGGAAAAAUAAGGAUCUCAAAUUUGUGUUUGAUGCUGUUUUUAGUGAAAAUUCAUCUCAAAUGGAAGUCUUUGAGCAUACUACCAAAACUGUGCUGGAUGGUUUUUUAAAUGGAUAUAACUGUACAGUGCUUGCAUAUGGUGCAACUGGAGCAGGAAAAACCUACACGAUGCUGGGUUCACCUAAAGAUCCUGGAGUGAUGUAUUUAACUCUGAUGGAGCUUUAUAAUUGCAUGGAUCAAAUAAAAGAAGACAAGUUGUGCACUCUUGCUGUUUCAUACUUUGAGGUCUACAAUGAACAGAUCCGUGACUUGCUAGUAAAUUCAGGACCUCUGGCUGUCCGUGAAGAUGCUCAAAGAGGGGUAUUAGUUCAAGGAUUAACAUUACAUCAGCCUAAAUCUGCAGGGGAAAUCCUUCAACUGUUGGAUCAUGGAAACCAAAACAGAACACAGCACCCCACUGAUGUAAAUGCCUCCUCUUCUCGGUCCCAUGCUGUCUUUCAGAUUUAUUUAAGGCAGCAAGAUAAAACUGCAAGUAUCAGUCAAAAUGUUCAUAUUGCCAAAAUGUCCCUCAUCGACUUGGCAGGGUCUGAGCGUGCCAGUACCACAAAUGCCAAAGGAGCCCGUUUUAGAGAAGGAGCAAACAUUAACCGUUCCCUGCUGGCUCUUGGAAAUGUCAUUAAUGCUUUGGCAGAUCCAAAGAGCAAGAAACAGCAUAUUCCUUAUCGGAACAGCAAACUUACCCGUUUAUUGAAGGAUUCUCUAGGAGGGAAUUGUAGGACAAUAAUGAUAGCUGCUGUUAGUCCUUCUUCUAUGUUCUAUGAUGACACGUAUAACACUCUUAAAUAUGCAAACAGAUCAAAGGAUAUCAAAUCUUCUUUGAAGAGCAACAUUGUUAGUUUGGACAGUCAUAUGAGUCAGUAUGCUAAGAUUUGUGAUGAACAAAAGAAAGAGAUUUUAAUGUUGAAAGAGAAAUUAAGAGCUUUUGAAGAGAGAGCAGCUGUUCCUGAAAAUUGUGGUUCAAGCAGUCUUUCAAACCAACAACAAGUGGAAAUACAAAGAUUUCAAGAAAUUCUAAAAAGUUUAUUUGUCAACCGUGAGGAAAUCAGAAAAGAGCAUCUCAAGCUGGAAAUGCAACUGAAAGAAAAUGCUAUUAAGACAUACUACCAGAAACAAUGCCAUGAACAAAUUCAGCUGAUGUGCUCUGAAGAGAGAAUUGAAAAGGCCACUUGCAAACGGGAUCACAGGCUGUCAAUGCUGAAGACCCAUUGUUUGCAUGUACAAAAGAAAAAAGAAAACAUGAUGAAACAGUUUGAGGAAAAUAACAAUUGGCUUCAUCGUGUGGAAAAUGAAAUGCGUCUUCUCAGUCAAGAUGGUCAUAUCCCACAGGAACUUCGUAAAGAUCUUCACUACUGCCAUUUAAAGCUAGAGGUCAAGGACCUGAAAACACAGAUUAACCACAUGCUGACUUUAGUAUCCCUUCAAGAACAGCAUCAUAAGCAGACUGAAAAAGUACUAAAUACUUUGCUUCCAGUCCUAAGACGACAGUACUUGGUUUUAAAAGAAGCAGGAUUAGCAAAUGAUAUAAUUGAGGCUAACUUCAAGGAGGUUGAACAGGUGAUUCAAAGGCCAAAAACAGUAGUGUGGGCUGACCAGACAAUGGAAAAAGAACCCAAACAAAAUGAUCAACCAACAAUGUCUGUCAUCAUCGCAUUUCCACAACUCACGAGCAAUUCAAAUACUCCUUGCCGUACAUCUCCAGAAGUGAAGAAUAAUGUGCAACUUGCAACAGAAUGUGUAGGCCCUCUACAAAAAAGAACAAGGCGGAAGCUAAUGGAUUCUCCGACCACAUCUCAAAGCCCUAAAGCAUCCCAACAGUCUAGCCUUAAUCAGCUGGAGGAUUCUCUCAGCAAGGAGAUUCGUCCUAUUGUAUAUACACCAGAAGCUUGCAGAAAACUUGAGCAAAACCCCUGCACGUGGACUAUAGUAAAGCAGUCAUUACAGGUACCAGGUGCCAGGAAAAAGAACACAUGUAAUGCUGAAGACGUUAAUGUUCCUUUGAAAAGAGUAUGUAACAUGAAUUCUACAUUUCACGUAUCCGAAUGUGAAGAAGUGGACAUGAACUCAACAGUAACUCUCUAUAGAGGCACAACUGAAAUAAAUGAUGCUUCUACUAUGCUGUCUGAAAAGGAGUCACAGUCAUGCAGUAAUAGCAGUGUUUUGCAAAGACUUGGUCUCCCUUCAUUGCUAAAAAGAAAUCCUGGUCCAAUACAUGAAAAGCCAUCAUACAUGGCAAUGACUUCUGCCGCAGAAAGAAAAAGAAAGUUAUUAAGUUCUACAUCAAACACUGGAUUAAGUAGCCAGCAAGAGCCUGUAUCUGCAAAACGUAUUCGACAGGACAUCUUGUUAAGUCAUAAACCUCUACGAGUGCUCAAAACAGCAGCUCUUAGGAAGAAAAGCCAGAAACAAGAACAAGAUGUGCAAAGAAACCUUGUUAGAAGUCUUUCUGAAGGAAAUGUUGCAUUGGGUGUGAAAUCAAGGACAUCAAAAAAACUUUUAAUUCAAGUUUGUAAGAAAAAAUAAGGUUUAACUUGUCCUUAUUUCAAGCAAGCUUGGAGCAUGAGAGAACAGGGUGACUUUCACUAUCCUCUCCUGCAGGAUUUCUUGGGUUUUUUAAAAAAAGAAAGACUUAUCAAGUCAUUUCUGUCCCUGCAAUGCAUUUGUUUUAGAAUAACCACUUACCUCUCCA
Messenger RNA from Alligator sinensis (Chinese alligator), 3088 nucleotides. RefSeq names its product kinesin family member 18A (gene KIF18A). Lineage: Eukaryota; Metazoa; Chordata; Crocodylia; Alligatoridae. The record is from RefSeq and is a predicted model, not a curated record. Gene Ontology annotation, biological process: microtubule-based movement. Bases 136 to 2922 code for a protein of 928 amino acids. The transcript has 17 exons. Gene Ontology annotation, molecular function: microtubule motor activity; ATP binding; microtubule binding.